Messenger RNA from Anolis sagrei ordinatus, 793 nucleotides. It is a transcript of the gene RPS9, whose product is annotated as ribosomal protein S9. Lineage: Eukaryota; Metazoa; Chordata; Lepidosauria; Squamata; Anolidae. Gene Ontology annotation, molecular function: rRNA binding; structural constituent of ribosome. Gene Ontology annotation, biological process: ribosomal small subunit biogenesis; translation. The record is from RefSeq and is a predicted model, not a curated record. Gene Ontology annotation, cellular component: cytosolic small ribosomal subunit.
GAAGGCGGGUCCUUUCCAGGCGGUAUAUAAGCAGCCUCCUUGGCGCUUCCACUUCCUUUGGACAGUGAUCGCGGGAGGUGGAGGGAGGGCUGAGCUCUCUCCAUUUAGGCCAGAAUGCCCGUUGCCAGGAGUUGGGUGUGUCGAAAGACAUAUGUCACCCCCAGGAGGCCCUUUGAGAAGUCACGACUUGAUCAAGAGCUGAAACUCAUUGGUGAAUAUGGGCUGCGAAACAAACGUGAAGUGUGGCGAGUGAAGUUCACUUUGGCCAAGAUCCGCAAAGCUGCCCGUGAGUUGCUCACCUUGGAUGAGAAGGAUCAGAGACGUCUCUUUGAGGGCAAUGCUUUGCUGCGGCGUCUGGUCAGGAUUGGAGUGCUGGAUGAGGGGAAGAUGAAACUGGAUUACAUCCUGGGCUUGAAAAUUGAGGAUUUCUUGGAAAGGCGUCUUCAGACUCAGGUCUUCAAACUGGGCCUGGCCAAAUCAAUCCACCAUGCCCGGGUGCUCAUCCGCCAGAGACACAUCCGUGUGAGAAAGCAAGUGGUGAACAUCCCUUCAUUCAUUGUUCGCCUGGAUUCUCAAAAGCAUAUCGACUUCUCUCUCCGCUCUCCAUAUGGUGGUGGCAGACCAGGCCGUGUCAAGAGAAAGAAUGCCAAGAAGGGCCAGGCCGGUGCUGGUGGUGGAGAUGAUGAAGAGGAAGAUUGAGCUGCGAGGUUCAUCUUGCCCUAGUCGCACAGACUGGGGGGAAUUCAGCCUGGUUUAUUGUAACAUCACACAAUAAACAUAUUUUUCAAUCUCA